GACACUAAGCGGAUCCAAAGGAUGAGCCCAGAAGGCAAAGCCCAGCUGGACACAUGCUCAGGAGAAGACCGUCAUCCAAAAAGGGUUAAGGAGGAGGAGGGUCUGGAGAUGCAGGAAGCAGCUGCCAACCCUUUGCCCGGAAAAGCGACCAAGAAUGGGUUCCAUCAUCAUCCUGUGUCAGGGAAGAGCCUCGUAGAGCCACAUCUGCUGGAUCCUGCGGCAGCCGGGGAAGAGGGAGUGCUGAUGGAGCGCCGGGGGGGAUCUGGCCACAGCCCUCGUGGCUUCGGGACCUGCAGAGCCCCGGUGGGGGAGAUGCCACACUGGUGCCUGGAGUGCGGAAAGAAUUUUGGCCCAAAGGCAGGCUUGGAAAAGCACCAGCUGAACCAUGCCGGGCAGUGUCCGUACAUCUGCAGUGACUGCGGGAGAAGUUUUACUGAGCACGUUGCCCUCCCCAGCUGCCGGGGAGCGUGCCCAGCGGGGAGCUCCUUCAGCCACGCUGGCUGUCGGCAGAAGGGCUUGCCUCCUCCCAGUGAGGUUGUCGCGCACAGGAAAGAGCGGAAGGAGCUGUCCUUGCAGGAGAAGGUCCGGGUGCUGGAGAUGCUGGAAGGGCCCAAGGUCUCCCAGAGCGAACUGGCCAAGAGGUUUGGCGUCUCCCAGCCCCAGAUCUGCCGCAUCAUCAAGAACAAAGAGCGGAUCCUGGCGGAGUGGUGUAAAAAUGGGAACCUGGGGCGUAAGCGCAAGCUGGAAGGAAAGGGUGCAGCCAAUGGGGCAGCCCUCCUGCAGUGGCUUGAGCAGAGCUGCGUGCCCAGUCUCCCCACCAAUGGGAGGCAGCUGCAAGAGGAGGCCAUGAGCCUGUCUGAGACUUUAGGGAAGCCGGAGCUGUGCAGUUGGCUGGCUGGCUUCAAAUCCAGGCAGAAACCUGCGCAAGGAAGGGCCCGUACAGAGAGACAGAAGGGAGAGCGACCGGAGGAGGAGCGCUGGGAGAACAUGGUCCUGCCCCAUUUCCUAAGUCGGUACGAUCCCCCCAAUGUCUACACUUGUGGUGAAACUGGCCUCUUAUUCAGGGCAACCCCAGAAGAGCUGGCGAUGGAGCAGAGAGCCGAUGCCAAGGACCAACUGACUGUCUUACUGUGCACCAACUUGGAUGCUUCGGAUAAAAGGGACACCCUGAUUGUUGGCAAAGGGCCCAAACCAUUUUGCUUCCAGGGGGUCAGCACCGAGGAGCUGCCUGUCACAUACAGAGCCAGUAGCAGGGCUUGGAUGACGGCAGCCAUCUUCUCCGAGUGGCUCCGGAAAUUCAAUGAAGAUAUGAAACGCAAGCAGAGGAGCGUGGUGCUGUUCUUAGUCCAAUGUGCGGCACAUCCCGCUGCCGAGCUCUCUAAUGUCAAGAUGGUGUUCCUGCCUCCUCAGUCUUCAUCAAUCCGUCCACUCGAGCGAGGGAUUAUCCAGAGUUUUAAAUGCCACUACCGGAGGAGGAUGCUAAUCCGCCUGCUCGCUGUGCUUGACAGCCUGUCUCCCACCUCUCCAAGCAAACUGUCCAGGCCCCUGACACUCUGGGACGCUAUCCACAUGAUCAUUCAAGCCUGGUCAGAAGUCUGUCCACAGACAGUCACUAACAGCUUCCGAGCGGCUGGCUUCGGCGUGACUCCCCGCAUCCCAGCUCCUCCUGGAGAUGUUGUCCGAGCCCUUGGCUUCAUGAACCAAGAACAGUUUGAGCGGUUUGUACUAGUAGAUGAAGGGCUGGAGUGUUUUGGGGAGCAGGACGGUGCUGAGAUGGCCAGCGGGGACCAGCGGAGUGAAGAACCAACCUGCGCAACAGCAGAGGAAGAAGACCGGGCAGAGGACUUCAUUGUGCCCUCCUGUCCCUCCAAAGCAGAAGUCAUGGAGAGCUUGGCCAAACUGAGGCGAUAUUUUGAGUGCCACGCGCUGUCGCCAGCCAUGUUCCAGAAGUUCUACAAGCUAGAAGACAUGGUUCAUGGGAUGUCUCUGGCCCAUAUGCAAGUAUCGAGGCUCAAAGCCCUUAACAAAGAGUGA
Molecule: messenger RNA, 2034 nt
Organism: Eublepharis macularius
Lineage: Eukaryota; Metazoa; Chordata; Lepidosauria; Squamata; Eublepharidae
Product: tigger transposable element-derived protein 3-like
Exons: 2
Coding region: 22-2034 (670 amino acids)
Cellular component (GO): nucleus
Molecular function (GO): DNA binding
Source: RefSeq, a predicted model, not a curated record